Penicillium diatomitis is the source of this 3339-nucleotide messenger RNA. RefSeq lists its product as uncharacterized. The coding region runs from base 1 to 3339 and encodes 1112 amino acids. The record is from RefSeq and is a predicted model, not a curated record. Gene Ontology annotation, biological process: DNA-templated transcription; carbohydrate metabolic process. NCBI's taxonomy places the organism in Eukaryota, Fungi, Ascomycota, Eurotiomycetes, Eurotiales, Aspergillaceae. The transcript has 7 exons. Gene Ontology annotation, molecular function: DNA binding; zinc ion binding; beta-glucosidase activity.
AUGGCGCCUCCUUUGCCAUCUGCUUCCCUGCCCAGUGACUUUGAAUGGGGAUUCGCGACAGCUUCCUACCAAAUCGAGGGAGCCGUCGCUGAAGAUGGCCGAGGAAAGUCAAUUUGGGACAACUUCUGUCACCUCGAACCCUCAAGGACAAAAGGCGCCAAUGGCGACGUUGCUUGCGACCAUUAUCAUCGCUUCGAAGAAGACUUUGAUCUCUUGUCCAAGUAUGGUGCAAAAGCCUACCGCCUCUCCCUGUCUUGGUCGAGAAUUAUUACUUUGGGAGGUCGCUCAGAUCCCAUUAAUGAGCAAGGUGUUGCCUUCUACAACCGUCUGAUUGAUGCUCUUUUGGCACGGGGUAUUGUGCCAUGGAUUACGUUGUACCAUUGGGAUCUUCCACAAGGCAUCCAUGAUAGAUAUGGGGGCUGGCUCGACGUAGAGGAGUCCCAAUUAGAUUUCGAGCGAUAUGCAAAGGUCUGCUAUGAGCGCUUCGGUGACCGUGUCAAGCACUGGAUCACACUGAACGAACCGUGGAUCGUAUCGAUCUUUGGGUACUCAACCGGGGGUAACGCACCAGGAAGAAGCAGCACCAACCCUCAGUCUACAGAGGGUGAUUCUGCAACAGAACCCUGGAUUGUAGGCAAAGCUCUUAUCAUGAGCCAUGCUCGUGCGGUGGCACUUUACAACAAAGAGUUCAAAUUUUCACAAAGAGGCAAAAUCGGUAUUUCAUUGAAUGGAGAUUACUACGAGCCUUGGGACUCGCAAGAUGAGCAUGAUCACCAGGCAGCUGAGCGCCGAAUGGAAUUUCAUAUUGGCUGGUUUGCCAACCCUAUUUGCCUUGCAGAGGACUAUCCUGAGUGUAUGAGGUCGCAGCUGGGCGAUCGUCUGCCCAAGCUCACAGAGGCCGAUCUUCUGACGCUUCGUGACGCUGAAGUCGAUUUCUAUGGCAUGAACUAUUAUACUUCCCAGUUUGCUCGUCAUUGCCAUAGUCCGGCCUCGAGUGAGGACUACAAGGGAAAUGUUGAUGAGCUUCAGGAGAACAAUGAAGGCUUGUCAGUUGGUGAACCCUCUGGUGUUCACUGGUUGCGGUCAACUCCUGCUUUGUUCCGCAAACAUCUGACUCGGAUCUACCGGAAGUACAAAAAGCCGAUAUAUAUAACCGAGAAUGGAUGCCCUUGUCCUGGCGAAGAUCGCAUGACCGUGGAGGAGGCCGUGAAUGAUAUCUAUCGCAUUCGCUAUUUCCAAGACCACAUCAACGCCGUCGCUUUAUCGCGGGAUGAAGACGGCUCUGAUAUCAGGGGUUACUUUGCGUGGUCACUCAUGGACAACCUUGAAUGGUCGGAUGGCUACGGUGUCCGCUUUGGGGUCACUUUCACAGAUUACGACACACUCGAAAGAACCCCCAAAAAGUCUGCAUUACUUCUCAAAGAUAUCAUCGAGAGUCAUAUGGAUGGACCCGGUCUUAGUCCGAGAGCAAGCGCAUUACAGAGACGGUCUAGCGAUUUCAUGGAGCCCAAUAUCUAUGAGGAACCCGAAGAUGCUGCCGCUUCAACUUCAUGUUCUCUCUUCCCGAAUAUCUUCAUUCUGCAGCUGUUUCCCGAAGAGUGUGACUGUUCGGAUCCAUCAUCCAACUGCCUCAGUUGCCGCGUGGCAGGCAAGCAAUGCACAUUUGAUCUUCCAGUUUCUCGUCGCGGCCCUAAAGCGAAAAGGCGUGGAGUAACUACGGAAGCACAAGGACUCUCACCACACAGUCCAGCCACACCUGGAGUGCGGUCGCAAAAACAGUUGCCUCUUCCACGGCCGAGAUUUGAGGUGUCUGGUAACUCAGAAAUUCUGGAGCCAUGGGGAACAGGACCAGCUCCUUCCAUCGGUCUCGACGCCGGGCUUUCGCCAGUGACUGCUCAUACAGCCUCAACACUUCUGUCCCAUUCAACCCCGAGCGGUGGAGCCGUCGCCACUAUCGAUCGAUGGAAUGCUCUUGCACGAAAGCUAUACCAGCGAAGAUCAUCGCUUGUUCUGAAAGAUCUCAUCAAUCACUGCUUUGAUCUGUUCUUUACAUACCUCUUCCCUCUCAUUCCCCUUGUCCAUGAACCCAGCAUACGAUAUGGGUUGAGCUAUUUCACACAUGACGAAAGUCAGGGACCCAUUGAGCCCAGCUUGAGCUUGGUAAGUGGGUGUGGCAGCAUGAAAUAUCCAGAACUAUGGCCCGAUAUGACUUUCACUCUCAUCACGGCUGUCUGCGCGGAAGUGGCAUUCCUCUUGCCCAAAGAUAUUUUCUCAGAGGGCGACACGGUGGCAGACUUAUUACUACAAGCUUCACGGAGCUGUCUCGCGACAUAUCUGGAAGCUGAUCUUGAAUACCCCAAUGCCAAUUCCGUGGUCAUUCGGUACCUACACUCCAACUGCAUGCAUGCUGCGGGGAAACCAAGAAUAUCGUGGCACAUUUUUGGUGAAGCGACCCGGCUGGCACAAGUGCUUCAAAUGCACGACGAGGGGUCUAUCAAAGAUGUUCUCCCUCUCGAAGCCGAGUUCCGCCGAAGAGCUUUUUGGAUCACGUACAUUGGAGACAAAUCUGCCGCGAUCUUGAACAAUCGUCCAAUCACGAUUCACAAAUUCUCCUUCGAGUCGGGAAUAACAAUGAGAUAUCCCGUCGGAGCUGAAGAUGAGAUGGUUGCCAGUCCGGAAAGUACACAUGCAGACGACCUCACAACUCGGAACAGUUUUUUGGCCGGUUUCAAUGCCAACUUACGAAUAUGGCAACUAGCAUCAGACCUCCUCCUAGAGAUCCGUUUGAUCGAGAACCGCAAGACUCCGCCGAUGGUUGGUAUCCAUGGCUUCUCACCCGAAGACAGACUGCGGUUGGAUCAGCUAUAUGUGCUCUUCGUCACCUCUCUCGAUACUCUUCCUCCAAACCUGCGCGAUGACAAACUUUUGACAAAUGCCCGGGAAAAUAUGGAAGGUAUGGACGAUCUAUCAAGAACCUACACCAUUCAAGGGGUCAACCUGUACGUCACUCUAUAUUGUCUGAAGAUGGUCAUUGCCCAAAAAUUCGAGGAAACGCAGUAUUUCCUCGCGGACCACAAUGAAUUGUUGCUGUUGAGAAAAACAGAGGUCGCUCGAAGCAUGGUGAAAUUCAUUCGAGAUGCUCCAUUCUGGGCACUCCAGGUCAAUGGCGAGCCCUGCGUCGAAAAAAUACGUUUGAUCGGGGCAAGUCUUUUAGGGAUCAUUGAUCAACACGAGACCUCGCCUCUGUCGGCUCGUGCGCAGGCUGAUCUCUCCGUGCUGCUGGACAUUCUGACUCGGCUUGAUUCCAAGGCAUCCGAUACCCUACGUCGGUCUGUCUGA